Molecule: messenger RNA, 2513 nt
Organism: Striga asiatica
Lineage: Eukaryota; Viridiplantae; Streptophyta; Magnoliopsida; Lamiales; Orobanchaceae
Source: the annotation of a GenBank genome assembly
CAAAAUUUGACCCGAAGAUAUUAUUGUUUUCUCUGACUCUCUCAUCCAAAAUUUUUGCUGAUUUGAUCUUUUGAGAUGACCCUCUUCUUUCGCUCACCGUAAUCUAUCUAUCGUCUCCAUCUGUGUCUCAACCCCUUAACUUUCUCUCUCUCAGAUCUCUCCUUUUCUCUCUCUUCACUUGACAAUGCUUGCUAUAAAAUGGCAUUUCCAUUGCUCCUUUUCCCUGAGUCUCAGUUCAAGGUUGGAUCUUUACUGAAAUUGCCUAAUCCCAACAGCUCAGUAAGAUAUAUUUCUCAUUGGAGAAAAUGCAUUUUUACGUUCACUUGGAAGUUUGAAAAGAAAAAAAGGCGAAAAGGCGAUGAAAGGUGUAAAAGAUGUAGAGAAAGAGGUGACAUGUUUUGAAGAGGAUACUGUGCCUUAUCAUCGUUCAAAAUCACUUGUCAUGCUACCUCGUCCAGCAUCUUUAAGCAAUGUUUCUAUUUCAAAGCAGAAAGUGCUCCCUAACUCAACAGAUAUUUAUUCUCAUUGUUCUGUUGGAUUAAUAUCCAAACGUUCACUAAGGAAAACCAACCCGUUCAUCUUGGACCCAAUGAACGAUGAAAGAGUGAAUUUGACGAUGGAAACUCUCAAGUAUGAAAAUAUUGAAUUAUACAGUAUCCUCGAAGAAAAUCGUAAAAUUUCCGAAAACAAUUUUGCCUCUGUAUAUGGAAACAAUUUUUCUAAAGUUUUGCUAAAGUCAGAGGCGGUUACUGAUGGUAUGUUCGAAAGAGUUAAAAGAAAAAGAUGUGAUAUCUCACCACAGCUGUAUCCUGGAUCGGGAGACUGUAAUAAACCGGGUAAAAUAGAAUGGAUAAUGAAGGAGAGCCCCGAAGAAAAAUAUUCGGGUAAUUCGGACGAAAAGAGAGAUAUGCCAGACAGUAGAAAGGAAGAAUCUGUACAAAGUUUUCACUUAACUCCUGAUGAUGUCGUGAAAGUUAUUGGUCAGAGGCUGUUUCAGAAAGCAAGGCAUACAAUUCUAGACCAGCAGAAAACAUUUUCUGGCCAGAUACUUGAGUUACACAUGCUUACAAAGGUGCAGAGAUGUAUGGCCAGAUCUCAGCAAAAGCUGCCCCAGAAAAACUUCAAUGCAAGCAAGCCACCAAUCCAAUUCCCCCCAAUGGACAACCUUCUCUAUGCAAACUCUCUUGACCAAACAAAAAUCAAUGCCCUUAAAUCCAAUACUAAAACUGUAAACUUUCCUCCAAAUCUUCCAACGAACCCAACAAUUAUUCCUAGUACCAAGGCUAAUAAUAUAUUAUCACCAUAUAUUUUCCAUCCACCUACUCGAAACCAAUGGCUAGUCCCCAUUAAAUCCCCAUCUGAAGGGCUCGUUUACAAGCCUUUUUUUCCGAGUAGUGGCUUUGCCCUUGGAAAUGAAAUUGACCAAGGUUAUAUCCGUCAUUGCACAGUGCCACCGGUAUAUAAUCCAAGUGCUGAGAAUAUUUCAUCCAAAGAGGAGAUAGUGGAAAAGGACUGUCUUGCCCUUUUCCCUAUGACCCCAUCAAGCGAGCUCGUGAAGGAUGCAAAUGAAGGAUCAAAGUCGGGAGUGAUCAGAGUUGUGCCCCACAACCAGAAAUCAGCUCCUGAGUCGGCUGUGCGGAUUUUCGAGUCUCUGCAAGAAGAGAGAAGGCUUCUUCUUCGACUUUCUUCAUGCACGUGACAUGUCACGACUUCUGUUUUCAGACGAGCUCCCGACACACACAGUCCUCACUCGAUCUUCCACGCAUACAGAAAAAGACAAAAAUCGGUACAACAUUUCGAAUAGCUCUGCGUCGAGUAAUACUUGCUAUUCCCGCUACACUCGCUAUCGUCCCCUCUGCUGCUGUUCUCGUCAUCACUCUCCCCACCUUCCCCCUCCCCCGACUUGAAUAUAAAAAGCCCGUGAUUAGCGCCAGCUGGACAAAACAGCCACGCGUGCACGUCCCAGUACACCUGUACCGGCACUUUAUUCACAAGAACCGUCUGAUUCCCCCGAAACUUCCACUGCAGAUUCUUCACAUGCACCAACACAAUCCCAUCAAUGCUAAUCCACAUCUCGGGCUCCCGAGGGCCCGUUAUCGAGCUCUCCACCACAAUCUCGUGCUCUUUCCGCCGCUGGUCAAACCGGGCCCUCGUCGAAAACGAUUUCUUCCCGAAAACAUUCUCCUUCUUGUAGAAAAUCAUGGGCUCAACGAGCGUGGGCCGGGCCUUGGUCCGUUUGUAGGCCUUCUUCUUGAGGUCUCCAAGCAAGAGCACGACUUCCUCUUCAGAAACAAGGGCAACGUAGUAAUCUGACGAGGGCUCGGGCCCGCUGGCGAAUUUGGCUGACCGGAGAUCCCAGUAGGCGUCCAGCUGGCAUCCGUCGACGUCGAGCGUUUUGUAGCCCUUUUUGGCCCAGAAGUGCCAGGGCUUUAGGUCGAUUUUGGAUGUGUAGACGAGGUUUUCUUGUUCGGUGCUGUCGAUUGAGAUGCUGAGGGAGUAGUUCAUGAGGUUCU